AUGGUCCAGUGUCCUUUUCCCCCUGGUGGGGCAGGUGAUGUGCUGAUAAAAGUUCGGCACUGCUCGUUAAAGUCCCCCUAUGACCGAUGUAAACUCCCAAGUGCUGCUGGGCAUCGUUGGCUAGCUGCUCUCUCAACUUAUGAGUUUGACAUCCAGUAUCUACCAGGCAGACACAAUAUAGACGGCGACCUGUUGUCCAGAAACAUGCCAGAUAUGGAAGAAGCCGAUGAAUGGGUGACACUACCCCAGUCUGGCAUCAAGACACUCUGCCAACCUGGCUCUCUCCCAGCACCUCUUAACAGUUCACCUGUCUAUAUUUCUCACUUGGGGGCCGCCCCCCCAUUGUGUCCCCAAUGUGCUUUCCCAACACACCUGGAAUUAAAGUCCCUUGAACUUCUGUCUAGGCAGAAUCUCAAGAGAGUGCAUGAUGCCAUUGGGCCAGCCAUCCAGGCUGUUACUCUUGGGAACUGGCCAGAUGACAAGAACCCCCCCCGGGAGCUGCUCCAUUAUGUCAGAUUCUUUGAUCAAAUACCAUUUAUGACAACUUUAGUUGCGGUUCACACAAUUGAAGAGAUCAAUAACUCAAGCUUCCUUCCUGGCAUUAAACUUGGUUAUCUGAUGUGUGAUGCUUGUGUAUAUGGUACCAAAGCUUUAGACUGUGUGGAGCGCAUGCUUGCUGUUAAUGGGCCACCUACACUCCUCCCUGACUACUCAAACUUCACAUCACCCAUAAAAGCACUCUUGGGUGAAAGAUACUCAGAAUUGUCUAUUCCUAUUGCCAAACUCCUCAGUCUCUACAUGAUUCCCCAGAUAAGUUGCAGUUCUACUGCACCAGCACUGAGUGACAAAUUACGCUAUGCGUCGUUCUUUCGCGUUGUUCCAAGUGAUUUGUACCAGACUAAGGCACUGGCAAAGCUCAUGAGCCAUUAUUCCUGGAACUGGAUUGGGAUGGUUACCCUUGAUGAUGAUUAUGGCAGAGCAGUCCUUGAGAACAUUGUGCAGGAUGCACAGAAAGAACAAGUGUGUCUCCAUUACCAGAAAAUCUUACCAAAUUACCUAGGUUCAUCAGAUAUAGGAGAGAAAAUAAUAAAUGUAGCUGAUCAAAUCGAAUCCUCAAAUGCAACAGUUGUUCUGCUUAUUCUAAGAGCAGAACUUGUGCAGAUGAUCUUUCAGGAGAUGAUUAAGAGAAAUGUUAGUCGGGUCUGGAUUGCUAGUGAUUCCUGGUCCACAGCACGCUUCUUAAUGAAGAUGAAAGACAUUAACAAAGUGGGAGACAUAUUUGGUUUUACCUUCAUCUUCAAGGACAUUCCUGGUUUUAAAGACUAUGUGCGGAACAUUAGACCAAGUCCAGGGGCGAGGAAUGAUUUCAUCACUGAGUAUAAACAAAUGCGGUCAAACUGCGCUCAGGGUCAGGAAUCACAGAACCCAUUUUUUUUGUAUUGCAACAAUACAGAUGAUAGUUUCCUUCUUCAGAAUGUGGAUCUGACACAGGCUUAUGGUCAGAGAGUGGCAGUCUAUGCCAUUGCUAAUGCUAUCAAGAAGCUUUUAAAAUAUGAUGACACUUCCUGUUCUGAAGACACUAACUUCCUGCCUUGGAAGCUUAUAAGCAUUCUUCGUAACAUGAACUUCACUGUGGACAACCAGACAUACUUCUUUAAUAAAAACGGUGAUUUUGAAAAUGGUUAUGAUCUUAUCAUGUGGAAGAAGGAUGGUGAUGAAAGAAUACUUGAUGUUGUGGGGAAAUACCUUAUAAGCAAUAACAACGUUGAUGUCUAUGAGCAAAAAGUCUCAUGGUUUAACAAUACAGUUCCUGAAUCAAGGUGUUCGAAGCGUUGUCCAGCAGGCACACACAAGAACAUAUUAAAUAUAACAUGCUGCUAUACCUGUAUCAGCUGUGCUGCUGGAGAAUAUUCAGACCAGGAGGAUCAAGCAACCUGUUCAAAGUGUCUAAAUGGAACAUCUCCUCCUGGAUCAUCGAAAUGUGUUGAAUGGACAGUGGGGAUUUUGGAGUGGUCAGCACCACAUUCUAUUGUGGUUCUAAUUGCAUCAGCAAUAGGAAUUAUACUAUUAGUUGCCUCGAUUAUAUUUUUUAUUAAACACAGAAAACACAGAAUAGUAAGGGAGAUCUUCAUAUUGUUAUGCAUUAUGCAUGUAGGCCUAGUUGUAAGUUUUGGAAGUGUAAUAGCUUUUUUAGGUGAUCCAACCCCCCAUCAGUGCAUGUUACAACAGGCAAUGUAUGGUCUUGGUUUCACUCUCACUGUGGCAUGCAUUCUGGUUAAGGCAUUUGGCUCGUUCAUAGCCGUCCUGUCCUAUGACCCAAAUAGACAGCGUUACUUAAGCAGGUUUAAUAGGGCUUUUGUUAACAUAGCCAUGAUCAUUGCUGUUCAAGGUCUCAUUUGCCUCUUCUGGUUUAUAUUUGAUCCUCUUUUCGUUGACAGAAAACCAUCCACAUUUUAUCCACUUACUAUGAAUCAUCUGUGUACUUAUGGGUCUAAGAUUGCUGGCUUUGCUGUGUUGCAUAUAUACAUUGCUGUCCUAGCUGUGUUAUGUUUCCUGUUUGCCUUCAAAGGGAGAGAGAAUGAGAAUGAGCCUAUAGUCUUCAGCAUGCUCUUUCAUUUGUUUGUCUGGCUUUGUUUUAUUCCAUUCUUUUUCACAAUAGAGGAAAAGCGGAACAUUUUUCAGCUCUCUGCCAUCAUGGUCUCCAACUACACAGUCAUGAUUUGUCACUUCUGCCCAAAAUGGUACAGAAUCAUUUUUAGAAAUUAGAGAGAAGGAACCCUAUUUUCACUCUGCUGGCAGGCACAUGGACAGAAGUUGGUUCUAUUAGGCAAAAUAUGUAGACCAAACAAAAAAGUUACAAAUUUAAUAGAAGUAAUUUACCUUAAACAGAAUAUAUUUUAGUGGUAAAGCAAUAGUAGUAUUGUGGUAAAUGGUAUUUUCAUGCAGGUAGCAUGAGUCAACACAGACAUAGUUGCAGGGCAAAAAAAUAUUCCCCAAAGAUCAUAUCACUGCAAGGAUUUGAACUGUAUUAGAAAUCUUUAGUGUGAUAUGAAAACGACUAUCUAGUCUAUCUAAGGACUAUAUAUAGUCUAUAUGCCCAAACAUCAGAAUAUGUAAAGGUUUAUGAAAUACUGUACAUAGGGGUAAAUUUUAAGAUCAUCAGCUUUAUUAGGUGCUUUUGGAAGAGGAAUUUUAUAGG
Hemibagrus wyckioides is the source of this 3199-nucleotide messenger RNA. Its product is annotated as G-protein coupled receptor family C group 6 member A-like. NCBI's taxonomy places the organism in Eukaryota, Metazoa, Chordata, Actinopteri, Siluriformes, Bagridae. The transcript has 7 exons. The record is from RefSeq and is a predicted model, not a curated record. Gene Ontology annotation, cellular component: membrane. Gene Ontology annotation, biological process: G protein-coupled receptor signaling pathway. Bases 1 to 2766 code for a protein of 921 amino acids. Gene Ontology annotation, molecular function: G protein-coupled receptor activity.